ACAUAACCUAACAUGUAUUUAUUUUUUUUUAAUUAGCAGAAAAGGUAAGGAGAAUAUAAAUAAUGUCAAGGUGGUUGCAAGGAAUGUUAUGGUUAAUUUGGGGAAGACAUUCUAUAAGAUUGGGACCAUUUUAUGCAGCAUUAUUACACAGGCAAAAUUAGUAUAAGGAAUAAUAUCUUAUAAAGAACAAUUAGAUAAUUAAGCAGAGAGUGGAGGAGAUUAAGCUAAAGUAAUAACAUACCAUGUAAAUAAAUGAAGCUGGGAAAAAGGCGCAAGGAAGAAAAAAUUGAAUACUUUGAAGCCAGGAGAGAUGGCUUCAACUAGCUGAAAUUAGGGUUAUAAGUAGGGCUUUUAAGCAUCACAAUAAUAAACGUUUAAAUUCAAUACUAAAAAUUUGCUGCUUUGGUUGGAUUAAAUUGAGGGGUUGCAAUAUACAGGGUGAAUCACAGGAAGCGGAUAUUUUUGGGAGUCGAGAACAUCGCGUGAUUGUUUAUGGAUUUUUAUUAAAAAGGAAACUACCCGAUCCUGCCAGAACAGUGAAUAUGGAUCGAAUAACUGCUAGGCGACCCUUUGCAGAAUUUUAUACAAGGACUUGGCAAUCCGACGAUUGAAGGAGAAUGAUAACCAAUUUAUAAAAAAAGCGAUGAAUUCCAUUAUUGGACUUCAAUCUCAUCAUAAAACAACACUAUUAGUGAACCAAUGUUGCACAUUAAUCCAACCAGACAACGAAAGUUUAGUCUCUAAAUGUUGCAAGUUGAUUCAAAACUUCAUCAAAAAGCACGACGUAAUUAUUGAGGGAAAAACUUGUUCAAUACUAAUUUCUUGGUGUUUAGAGGCGUUGCGGCAAAAUAAAAAAGAUUGUGUUAUUAUUGAUGUAUUAAUUACUUUGGAGAUGGUUUUAAAAGCUAACGGUGACAACGUCCAUGAUUAUACUCAAGAUAUCAUCAAUAAAAACAGCGUUAUAAUGAAAUUAACGGAAAAUAAAAACAAUCCUCAACGAUUAAUAUUAGCUGUGGAAUGUUUAGAAGCAUCAACGGCUUAUUCGAAAGAUAUGAAACGAAUAAAGAGGGGAUUCGAAUCAUGUUUGACCAUUUUUAAUAAUUAUUUAGCGAAUAACAUUGAAUUUGAUGAACCGUAUCGAAGCAAAUUAUUAAUAUCUUGUUUAGGUGGGCUACAAAAUAUUAUAAAUCACGAUGUAAAUUAUUUAAAAAGCGAAAUCGGCUCUAUUUUGGGUAUAGUCCGUAGUUAUAUGCUUUACGGUGUGAAAGACGUCCAAUUUAUCGCGCCACAAAAAUUACUUCCUUCCGUUUCAAGUAUUCCAGACCCCGCCGGAUUAAUUGAACGAAGAGGCGGUCAUCUAGCAAAACAAAGAAAACAUAAAAACACCGUUUGGAAAAAGGGGCAACAAAAUAAAAGCGAUAUUGAUUUAAACGAUAAAAGUAAUCCUUCAAAUUUUAUGCUAAACGAAAAGCAGGAAACCAGAAAUAAAUUUACGAGUGAUUCGGAAAUGUCGGAAGUUGAAUCUAACGUUUCGUCUAAAUUGGUGCAAUUCCAAACUAAAGUUAGGUUAAGAUCUUUAAACAUUUUUUAUGAUACAAUAUUAUCGAUAGAUCGUCGAACGUUAUUUUUAUACUCCGUGAAUUUUAUUCCUGAUGGUUGGCCGGCUGGAACUCACAGCUUAACAUCGAUAAUUCUAAGAGAUCCAUCGAGAACUUGUCGCACGGCUGCUUUACACGUUUUACAAGCGAUGCUAGUUGAGUUAAAAACGUUUUUGCUCCAAGCAGAACGCAACGAUAAAAACACCCCAUUUACAACAUAUUCGGUUACUUUAGGCUCAAUCGUAGUCGAAUUACAUCGAACACUUCGAUUAGCUUUAAAUGAUGUCUCAGCCAAUGUGCAACGGCAAGUUUUGAAGUGUUUUGCCGCUUUGGUCCAAGCUACACCUUAUCAUCGAUUACGACCCGGACUUUUAACUAGAAAUGUGCGUAGUUUAAAACGAUUCCUUACUUGUAAAGAUCCCCCGAUAAAAACGUUAACUUUAAUAGUAUUUGGUUGUAUGAUAUCAUCGUAUCCAGUACUUUCUGAAGCAAUAAACGUUUUUUCAAAGAAUAGUAUUGUUGCGGAUUCAUACACGGAUAAUUCCGAGUCUUCAAUUCAAUCUUCCUCGACAUUUCAAGAUGUCGAAAUAGAUUAUGCUGGGUUUUCUUCCGAUGAAGAUGAAACGAAUGAAGAAGAAGUAAAAAAUGUCGGAUUAAGAAUACCGUGGUUGGUCCAAUAUUGUUUGGGUAAUUUGGGAGUAAUCGUUGAUGAAAAUGGGGAAUGUGUUGAAGAACAAAGUGGGGUGAUCGUAACGGAGAAGGUUGAGUCGUUAAAAAUAUUCACGGUGAUGUCAAAUAAUUAUUUUACGACUUUUAUAACUCCUUAUCUCAAUUAUAUCUUGAAAGCUUUAGAAUUAUCGUUAGAAAGUAAAAUAACUGAUGUUAUUUUGCACGCUGGGAGGGCGAUUCAUUUUAUUGGUUACGGAAUUAGCGAAUAUUUAGCAAAUAACGCCAAUAAAACUCACAUAACAAUCGAGCAAGGCUUAUUUUUUUGGAACUCUUUAUUAUCCGGCCCAUUUUCGCAUCUAAUCGAGUUCGAAAGUGAAUCUCACCGAGCCGUGGCUUGCCAAUGUUUAGAAAACAUCGGCAAACACAUUUUCGAAUGUUUAUCGAAAACCAAACAAAUGCUGAUUAUGAUGACAUUGUUAGCAUCAAGCAAAGAAACGGGAAUUUACAUAACCACAACCGCUUUACGAGCUUUAAGCGUUUGCAUUUCUUACCCAUCUUUAAGAGGUGAUAUUGGGUUUUUAAUCGAUACGAUCGAAGUUGUUAUAAAAGCGACUGAAAAUGAGAACGUUGGGGUUCAUGUCAGUGCUUAUUGGGCGUUUGGAAAUGUUAGCGAUGCUUUAAUUGAAAAUGAAACCGAUCAGAUUUAUCAAAUCGAACCAUUACCGAAAUCAAUUUGGAUUAAAUUGUUUGAAUGCGGUAUUAAAGGCGCUUGUGGUCAUUAUAAAAAUAAAUCGUAUGCUGUGAGAGCGUUGGGGAAUUUUAUUUUUAUUCGAAACGAUAUGGAUGUAGAUGAGGAUUAUAAAGUUUUAGUGAAAAAAAGUAUUGAAUGUAUCGUUGAUUGUGCCAAAAAGGGCGAAAAUGCUAAAGUUAAAUGGAACGCUUGUUAUGGUUUAGGGAAAUUAGUUAAGAAUAAAACGCUUCAUUCCGAUAAUACAUGGCAAGAAAGUGUGUUUCAAGUCCUUUUAGAUUUAGUCGUUGAUUAUAAAAAUUUUAAAGUGCGGAUAAACGCGGCGUCUGCGUUAUCUAGCUUUACAACUCGUCAAAAUUACGGGGAUUUUUAUGGAAAAACUUGGAAAAAAUUGUUGGAGGCGCUAGAAAAUUCGGAAAGAAUGGACGAUUUUACUGAGUAUAAACACAGGGAUCAUUUGGUGGAUCAAAUUUGUUUAUCGAUAGGAAAUCUUUGUUCUAUGAUGGAAAAAACAGAUCUUCCCAUGUUAAUUGAUUGCAUUAAUUUUUAUGAGGACCUCUUAAGAAUUAACAUCCAAAAAGUUUAUUUGAGAUUAAUUCCAGAGAAGAGCCAACAACUUCUUUUAGCUGAAGAACAUCUCCGCAAACUUUCAACAUCCCCAACAUUAACCAAGGAUGAAAUUAAUGUUUUAGAAAGAUUGAUAAAAAUAAUUAAUAAUGAUGUAUUUAAAGAGUAACUAAUUUUUAUAUUAAAGUAAAUAUUUUGUACUGUUAAAGUAAGUACAGAAAAACCUCGUUA
Molecule: messenger RNA, 3813 nt
Organism: Onthophagus taurus
Lineage: Eukaryota; Metazoa; Arthropoda; Insecta; Coleoptera; Scarabaeidae
Source: RefSeq, a predicted model, not a curated record